UAAUGGAAUUUUUAUGUACUAUUUAUAGCACCUGAAACUAUACAGUUCUACCUGAGAAAAUGGACUCCGCUGGAACUUCAAAAUUUAAGACAGCCAUACCACGCCUAUCGGAGUCAGUGUUUGUAGGUCUGUGUCAUAUACUUGGGACCUCACAACUGGUAGCCAUGAGGAGAGAUAUGGGGGAUAUCAGAGAUAUGGUGGAAAAUCAAGUGAGAGCAAGUGAUGGGAUCAGUUUAAUGGUGAGUGGAAGUAAAAGAGAAGGAUUCAGAUUGGGGGGAUCAGAUAUAGACGUUAUGACCUGGCCAAAUGAUCACCGUGUUAUCUGGAUUUCAUCUCAAUCUAAGUAUUACAAUAUAAGGAGACAAAAAAUGAUCAUCUGUGACUGUUCUGAUAGUCCACCAGGAUUUACAUUGUUAUAUUUACUGUCAGUAAGCAUAAACAGAGACAUUCAGAGAGCUUGUGUUAUAAUGAACAACCGAUUUUAUAUUUCUAGUUCUAAAUACAAGCAGAUCGUGUGUUCUUCAUCUUCACUAAAUUCCAGUGAACAUGGACCCUGUGCCAGUGGAAAAGUUGGAACAACAGAAUAUGAUUUUGCCUACUGUUUUGUUUGUGACCUUUGGCCUCCAUCUGCCUCCUCAUGGAUAGACAGAUGUCAUUCAUGGCCCCAGCGUCAUAUCGUUGAUGAUAUAUUAAAAAGUGGAUGUCACUUUGUAGCAAUCGGACAUAAGCAAGGGAGCUGGAAAGACUAUGAAUGGAGAAUUUCUUUCUCGCUGGCAGAGCAAAAACUAGUAUUUGCAAUGAACCACUGUCAAUUCUUAACUUAUGGCUUGCUGAAAUUGUUUUUGACAGAAAUAAUUAACACUGAUCUAAGUGAUAUUGAUAAACUACUCUGUUCUUAUCACAUGAAGACAGCAGUUUUCUGGGUGAUUCAACAAAACACAAUACCUCACUGGUGUCCACAAAAUCUCCUAGAAUGUUUCUUGGUCUGCUUCAAACUUAUCCUUAAAUGGGUGUAUGAGGGGGCCUGUCCUAAUUUUUUCAUUCCGUAUAACAACAUGUUUCUAGGUAAAGUUCAUGGUGGAAAACAACAUCAAUUAUUUAUUAGACUGUAUGGAUUGUAUGAGAAAGGUUUAGAAUUCCUGCUACAAAGUCCCUCUAUUAAAUCUUACAUUAUAUAUGUCUUUCAUACCCCCCGCCAAUUCAUAUGUACAGACGAACACAUUCUGCUUUCUGAGGUUGAGUUUGAUGCAAACUUAUUUAGUGAAAUGCAAAACUUAGAAGUUGCGAACAAAGAGAACAUGCAAAGUUGUAUGAGAUGUCUACAUACAAUAGAACAGAUGAUAGGAUUACCUCUCCUUACUCGGUAUCAAGUCCUUUUGCUACAGCAAGGUACAGUUAAAAUUCUUCAAAAAAUAGCUUUUAUAUCACACAUGGAAACUUACACACAUAAAAACAAACAGAGAUAUAAAUCUGACAAAAUCUCCUGUUAUAUGCUGAAACUAGCAGCCAAGUUUGGUUUUAUUUCUGACAAGCUCUACAUAGCCAUGUAUUAUUACAAGACACUUAGAUAUAAGGAGGCCUCAUCUAUUAUAGCUUGGAUCAAGGUCAGUUUAGCAAAGCCAUAUGUGAUGCAUAUGCAUUAUGUAGAUAGACAAAGGUAUACUGAGGCUGUAGGGGAACAGUCUUGGACUAGAAAGAUGAGGCAGGCUGCAGCGUGGAAUAUCAGACUUAGCAAUGAAAUUCAUUACAUCGAUGAACUGAUCGCAGAACAACAGUUUGCUCUUGAGAGCAAUAGACUUACAUUACUGAUUUCUCCCUCUAAAUUGUUACACAUGAUGGAAAACCUGUGCUCUAGAUAUAGAGGCACAAUGAGAAUACAAACUGCUCUAGAUGAUCUACAGACCCUGGACACUAUGAUCAGGGACGGCUUAUAUAUUCAUAAUACAAAGACAUAUCAUGGUAGAUUCUGGUAA
Saccostrea cuccullata (small rock oyster) is the source of this 1973-nucleotide messenger RNA. RefSeq lists its product as uncharacterized. Lineage: Eukaryota; Metazoa; Mollusca; Bivalvia; Ostreida; Ostreidae. The record is from RefSeq and is a predicted model, not a curated record. Bases 60 to 1973 code for a protein of 637 amino acids. The transcript has 2 exons.